UCACAUGUGUUGAACUGCUACGAAUUCGACGUUUACCAUAUGGGCUGUCAGAAGCUGUCAAAACUCUUCGAAUUUUAAUUUAUCAGUAAUAAUUCCCGCAACGUAAAAAAUGGUUCCGAGGUUGAAGAUUUUAUCCAACGUUGUCGAGCGCCUGACGAGGCUACAGUCGAGUGCUACGGGGAGACUCUAUGGAGUCAUGUGUGAUAAUACGUUAAUAAUAUUAUCAUUUAGUCUAAACGUUCCGGAAUGUAGUUUAGCCAAUUAUGACAUGCUUCAGCUAAACAUGCCAGUGGAGAUCGACCUGUGUGGAGUUCUAUUGGUAGAUCAAUGUGAAGAGGCCAUCGUGGAUGCUUUUAAGGACAUCGAUGUUACGGACAAUCCUCUUCUCCUUGAAUAUUCACUUGGUACAACAGACUUGCGGCCCUUUUUCUAUAUUCACCAAAAGUUGGAGCCAGCUGACAGUUUUCAGAUAAUAAGCGAGGAAACUAUAUGGGAACAGUUCAAGUAUGUUAGACUGGUAGCAGGGCUUCCGAUCAUCACCCAAAAAGGAAACAUUCUUGAGAUAAUUCAAGAAUCUAGGAAAAACAUUGCAUCUGGAAAGGCUGGAUUUAUUUUCCCAGGAAGCAACGUACAUCUUUUAAGCAGUGACGGUGAUACUAGCCCAGUAUUAAGCGAUGAACUUCGAUAUGCAUCCAAUAGCUCCGAGAACUCUGGAAAUGGCAAGGACAGCUCCAAACGUACCUCAGCAGUAGUGGAUGUGAUACAAGUGGAUUUAAUGUUGAAAGCAUGCAAAGAUAAAGUGGGCGAAGGUGACGCUCAAUAUGCUCCUGUCAUUCAGCAUGUUAAACGUGCUUUUGAGUGUCAACAAUUCAACUUGAAGAUCGAUGCUCUUGCAUUGGUAAAUCGCGAUGCAGAUGCUGCUCAUCUGUACGCAAUCUUGGUUGAGUCGAUAUGCAGAAACUUGAAACUGAUAGAGCGCUCCUUCGAGACCCAAAUCGAUGAAGACAAUGACUGUAUAAAACUGCCCGAGCCAUUGCACUUUAGACCUUCGAGUCUUGGUCAUUUCUUAACGUUAGCUUAUCCAGUUGGGACAGACGAAGAGGAGUUACGUGAAUAUCGUGAAAGCUUGCACAAGGUUUUGGAUCUAGACAUGACCAGGCCUUUUAUUCGCAGAGGGAAUGCUGUAAGAUUUUCCACAGAUGCAGGCAAAAACGAUCCGCUGGUAAAUCCUCACGAAGCAAUAUCCACAGCUUCAAUGUCAGAUGGGAAGUUAUCUAUCGUGGAUGGACUGUACUCUUAUCAUCAUUACAUGCAAGAUGAGUUUGAUGACAACGGAUGGGGUUGUGCCUACAGGUCGCUUCAAACCAUAGUUUCUUGGUACAGAUUUCAGGGCUACACGGACAGACCUAUUCCCACUCAUCGUAUGAUCCAAAAAUGCUUGGUCGACAUUGGAGAUAAGCCUUCUUCGUUCAUUGGCAGCAGACAAUGGAUAGGUUCAACUGAAGUUGGGUUUGUAUUGGAAUCUAUGUUUGGCAUCAGCGUUAAAGUAUUAUGUGCCUCCAGUGGUGAAGAGAUGCCAAUGUUUGCUUCGGAAUUACAUCGGCAUUUUCAAACUCAAGGAACUCCAGUAAUGAUUGGUGGCGGUGUUUUGGCCCAUACGAUUUUAGGAAUUUACAAGGAAAGUUUAACCGACGUAAAGUUUCUGAUACUAGAUCCACAUUACACGGGAUCGGAUAAUUUGAAUACGAUUAUUAAUAAAGGCUGGUGUAGUUGGAAGACGAAAGAUUUCUGGAAGAAGGAUGCAUUUUAUAACAUGUGCCUGCCCCAAAGGCCAGUGUGUACCUGACGAGGCUCAAAGGUUAAUUUUAUCUCCGAUAAGAUAUUUUAAAAUCCUUUUAUGCGUAUAGUUGCUUCUUUAUAAUAUUAAAAUAUUUAUUUGUAAAAUGGU
This is a messenger RNA of Orussus abietinus, 1948 nucleotides long. RefSeq names its product ufm1-specific protease 2 (gene Ufsp2). Bases 110 to 1846 code for a protein of 578 amino acids. The record is from RefSeq and is a predicted model, not a curated record. Lineage: Eukaryota; Metazoa; Arthropoda; Insecta; Hymenoptera; Orussidae. The transcript is spliced from 10 exons.